AUGUUGAGCCCAUGGGCUUGCAAGUCCAAAACUGUCCACUGCUUUGCCUGCUGGCUGCACUCAAAAACUUCGCUUGAAUUUCCACUGAAAUCAGUAGUUUCUCUCUGUGAAAGCCCUAAGGCUGCAAAAAUCCUUGCGAACUUGGUUGUUAUUGGAUCCGGAAUAUUGGCAAGAGCUUUAGUUCAAGCAUAUCAUCAGGCGCUUGCAAAUGCCUCAAAAUCUGGUGUUGCUCAAGAAACAGUACAGAACAUCAGGAGAGGAAGCAAAAUAAUGCCUGAACUAGAGGCAAGGCAUAUUCUAGGUGUCACUGAGCAUUCAUCGUGGGAGGAAAUCUUACAGAAGUAUGAUAACUUGUUUGAGCAGAAUGCUAAGAAUGGCAGCUUUUACCUCCAAUCAAAGGUUCAUAGAGCUAAAGAAUGUUUAGAAUCUGUUUAUUAAAGAAAUGGCCAAGGGACUCCAGAUACCUAAUUUAUUAGAGGGCUUUGGUUACAAAUGUCAAACAAUAGUGAUGACUUGCGGCAAGGCAUUGUUGGUGGAGCCAGUGAAGCUGGGAGAGUCAAAUGAUUCUUGUUCAUGAGACACUGAGAUUGAUUUAAUAUGGAGAAUGUCUUAAUCUCCAAGGAGUUCUGUUGACAUUAGAUGCAGAGAUCGCCGGCAGUGCAUUGAAGGGUUCAUUCUUCAUUCUUCAUACUUGACAGCGUGUCUAAAGUUUUAAGAUUGUUCAUCUAUUCUGCCCAAUUUUUUGUACAACACUUCUGAGGAAGACCCACAUGGUAUGCUGACCCAACUUGUACAUUUGCUCACAAACCUAAAACUCAAAAAAAAAAAUGUUUUUUGUUGAC
Messenger RNA from Vitis riparia (riverbank grape), 842 nucleotides. RefSeq names its product mitochondrial import inner membrane translocase subunit PAM16 like 1. Gene Ontology annotation, cellular component: TIM23 mitochondrial import inner membrane translocase complex. NCBI's taxonomy places the organism in Eukaryota, Viridiplantae, Streptophyta, Magnoliopsida, Vitales, Vitaceae. The coding region runs from base 1 to 438 and encodes 145 amino acids. The transcript is spliced from 5 exons. The record is from RefSeq and is a predicted model, not a curated record. Gene Ontology annotation, biological process: protein import into mitochondrial matrix.